This is a messenger RNA of Hipposideros armiger (great roundleaf bat), 3783 nucleotides long. RefSeq names its product LRR binding FLII interacting protein 2 (gene LRRFIP2). The transcript has 29 exons. The record is from RefSeq and is a predicted model, not a curated record. NCBI's taxonomy places the organism in Eukaryota, Metazoa, Chordata, Mammalia, Chiroptera, Hipposideridae. Bases 332 to 2566 code for a protein of 744 amino acids. Gene Ontology annotation, biological process: regulation of DNA-templated transcription.
CGCCGCUCGGGCUGCGGCUCCUCCCGGGGGCCGGUUCCCGCUGUCUCUGCCGCGGCGCGGUGGGGAUACCGGCGUGACGGACUCGUCGGCCGCUGGCGCCCGGAACCGCUGAGUCCAGCCCGUCCCGCUUGGCCGGCACCUGGGACCGAGUCCGCCCUCCGCGCCCCUCGCCCUUUGCUCCUCGCUCUUCGCCCCGGCGGGCUCCCGGCGGACGAGCCGCGCUCCGGCCCUUCCCCGGCGGCGCCGCCGCAGCCACAGCCGGUGCCCAGAGACAGGGCUGAAAACAGAGUGAAAUCAUUUUUCAGAAUUAAAAGACGAUCAAGGAGACAAGAUGGGGACUCCUGGUUCUGGAAGGAAAAGAACACCUGUGAAAGACCGAUUUUCUGCAGAAGAUGAAGCUUUGAGUAGCAUUGCCAGAGAGGCCGAGGCAAGGCUGGCAGCAAAACGGGCUGCCCGGGCAGAAGCAAGAGAUAUACGCAUGAGAGAACUGGAACGACAGCAAAAAGAGCAUUCUCAUCAUACCUUUGAUCGGAAGUGGGGACAGAUUCACAAGUGGCUGGAAGAUUCGGAUAGGGCUAAGUAUUCCCACCGGUCCAGUCAUCAUCGUCCUUAUCUGGGAAUUGAGGAUGCAUUGUCCCUGCGAAGUCUUGGCAGUCACAGGAGCCCAUCGAAGGACAUAACUGGGACACAUUGGAGCAGAGCCAACACACCCCAAAGGAAAGACAUCAUGUAUGAUCCUCUCAAGGAUAGAUCAUCAAGACUCUCAUCAUUAAAUCAUUCUUACAGUCACUCUUACGGAAUGAAGAAGAGAUCAUCUGGUUCUCGUAAAGACCCACUGAGUGGCCUCUACUUUGACCAGAGAAACUAUAGCAGUCUUAGACAUAGCAAACCCACCUCUGCCUACUACACUCGGCAGUCUUCUUCCCUGUACAGUGACCCUCUGGCAACAUCUAAGAGUACCAGGGCCUCCCCUACUGCAGAUUCUGGUCUGCUGAGAAGUGCCAGCCUGGUGUCAUUGUAUGAUGGUGGAUUAUAUAACCCUUAUGGUUCUCGAACUCCAUCUGAAUACAGUUAUUAUUCAUCAAGAACCAGUUCAGCCCGAAGCAGUCCUGUGUUUAUCGAUGAUGACACUGCAAGUAUUGCGUCUUCCGGUCGUUCCAGUCGUGGGCGAAGGGAGAGUGUGGUUUCUGCCGCUGAUUAUUUUAGUCGCUCCAGCCGUAGGAGGAGCGUAGUCUCUGAGGUGGAUGACGUCAGCAUCCCAGAUUUGACCAGCUUGGAUGAAAAAUCUGACAAACAGUAUGCUGAAAAUUAUACAAGACCUUCAUCUCGCAAUUCUGCCUCAGCAACGACCCCUCUAAGUGGAAACUCAUCCAGGCGAGGAAGCGGGGACACCAGCAGCCUAAUAGAUCCAGACACCUCAUUAAGUGAAUUGCGGGAUAUCUAUGACCUUAAGGACCAGAUACAGGAUGUAGAAGGGAGAUACAUGCAGGGACUUAAAGAACUAAAGGAGUCUUUGUCUGAAGUGGAAGAAAAAUACAAGAAAGCCAUGGUUUCCAAUGCACAGUUAGACAAUGAGAAGAACAAUUUGAUCUACCAGGUAGAUACCCUCAAGGAUGUUAUUGAAGAACAGGAGGAGCAGAUGGCGGAAUUUCAUAGAGAAAAUGAAGACAAAUCAAAGGAGUUAGAAAGGCAGAAACAUAUGUGUAGUGUGCUGCAGCAUAAAAUGGAUGAACUUAAAGAAGGCCUUCGACAAAGAGAUGAGCUUAUUGAGGAGAAUCAACGUAUGCAGCAGAAAAUAGACACCAUGACAAAAGAGGUGUUUGACCUCCAGGAGACACUUCUUUGGAAAGAUAAAAGCAUUAGGGCCCUAGAGAAACAGAAAGAAUACAUUGCCUGCCUUAGGGGUGAGCGGGAUUCGCUCAGAGCGGAGCUGGCGGACCUGAAGGAGACGGUGCAGACAGGAGAGAAACAUGGCUUAGUUAUAAUCCCUGACGGCACUCCCAAUGGUGAUGUCAAUCAUGAACCGGUGGUUGGAGCCAUCACUGUGGUGACUCAGGAAGCUGCUCAGGUCUUGGAGUCAGCGGGAGAAGGUCCACUAGAUGUAAGGCUACGAAAACUUGCUGGAGAAAAGGAAGAGCUACUGUCACAGAUUAGAAAACUGAAGCUGCAGCUAGAGGAAGAACGGCAGAAGUGCUCCAGGGAUGACGGCACCAUGGGCGACCUGGCAGGGCUGCAGAACGGCUCGGACUUGCAGCUCAUCGAGAUGCAGAGAGAUGCCAAUAGACAAAUUAGUGAAUACAAGUUUAAGCUUUCAAAAGCAGAACAGGAUAUAACCACCUUGGAGCAAGGCAUUAGCCGGCUUGAGGGACAGGUGCUGAGAUACAAAACUGCUGCUGAGAAUGCUGAGAAAGUGGAAGAUGAACUGAAAGCAGAAAAGAGAAAGCUACAACGAGAGUUACGAACAGCACUGGACAAGAUUGAGGAGAUGGAGAUGACCAACAGCCACCUCGCCAAGCGGCUGGAGAAGAUGAAGGCCAACAGGACAGCAUUUCUGGCCCAGCAAUAGGGAGGCCCCCCCUCCUACCUGGGUGCUGCUCCUGGGGCCCCGCCCAGAGGGACUGACUUUUUGUCCAGUGACGCAAACCCCUUUCAGUACUGUUUUGAGUUUUGUCAUUAAUAUCGCCACUUUUGUGUUUUAUAAUUUAUGAGAGAAUGAAACAGGUUUGAAUCUUCAUGGAUGAACACUUUGGAUUUUGUUUGUAGUUUGAUUCUAGACAAAGAACUGGUCCAUGCUGUUUUUAUUUUUUAUUUCUGUAAUUUUAGAAUCAAGUUUACUCACCAUGUUCCCCCAGCUGCCUCAAUAACUGGGCACUCGGAGGCCUUGGCCCAGGUCCUAGAGGACAGUGAUCCUGUGAGUGCUCACUGAGAUACUUGCUGGAGACCUCAGAAAACACAAGUGCCUUCUCCACAGUGCAAUUCAGACUUCAGUGAUCUCCGGGGGUCGAAAGACACUUACCCUUACUUAAUACCAGAUAGCAUUUAUAUUUUAGUGAAGAAACAAGUUCACAGGCGGGGAAUAAUGUUUCACUCAAAUUUAUAUGUUUGGAGGAAAAAGCCUUUUUUUGUAAAAUAUUUAAAUUUAUAUAAGAAAAUGUUAGAAAAAGAUAUGGGGAAUGUAUAUAAAACUUGCUUUAUGCAUGGGGCAGGGGAAUUCCAAGGCCUGAUACUCUUAAAGUAAGAGGAGGGGCCUUAGUCUUCAACAUGAACUGCGCUGUGUCUUGUAAAGUAUUUCAUCUGCUGCUUCUUUGUGGAAUGAAACCUCAGACAAGCCCAAUUUGGGGGGCGGGGGGGAGUAUAAAGCAGGCAGGUGGGACAUCUGCCCGAAGAGUCUAUUAAACACACCUGUUUGCUGACCACAAUUGGCUACUGACACAUUCAUUUUGUUAGCAGAGCCUUUAAAACAAGUCAUGGCAACCAUGCCCUCAUCUUGUCCCUCUUCUUUUCUCUGCUUCCUAAGGAAAAACUAUCUGGAAUACAGAACUAUUUUUUUCAAGAACUUUCGUUUCAUCUUUAAAGGUACAAGAGUUUUCACAUCGAGUGUAGCCAUUUUGCAGGAUUUGUGAUUCUCUUUUGCUCUCAGAAGCAAGGCGGUUUUAUGGAAAUGAUUACUGUAUCUUCACUGUGUUUACACAGAAAAAGAAAUGCAGAAAGUCUAAUAAAUUAAAGCCAUAUAAGAAUAAAAUUAGACCUGAAACUAGACAAUAAAGUUAACUCAAAUGUGAA